AUGCCUGCAACCAACCUCCAAGACGUGUCAAUGGCAGUUGUCGACAUCUUUGCCGGUGAUGUCGACGGCGCCGAAGUCGUUGUCGAGGUGUACGGGAAGCGCGUUGCGGUGUCGGUGUUCUCUGGCGCCUCGCCAGGGCAGCACACCGUAGAGGAUCACCUUAUCAAACUUCUCAACCUUGCUGCUACUGUCGAUGAUGACACGGAAUAUGACGCCGCCAUUGGCAAUAUCCUAGAUAUUCUAGAAGCCGCUGGGGGGUCCGUCUUUAGACAGGAGCCCCCUACUUCGGCCGAAAGACUGGCCAGCCCGGAUAACCUACAUUCGGUCCUGUAUCCCGAAACACCAAACUUCCAGCUCAAGACUGUGAACGGUAUUCCCAAUAUUCUCCCAAUCAGUCCUAUCGACGCGUAUGCCGACCUUGGUCACCCUGAUUGCGAUGUCGACGUCGAUUUUGACAUCAAUGACACGCUUCCUCAAUAUUCCUCCAAAAAUGUUCUUGUCCAGGAUGUCCUUGUUCGUGGCGGAAGUGUCGUCAGUCAGGUCUUGGUGGAUGAGCAGCCUGUCAUGCUUUGCAAGGCUGGCGAGACUGGAUUGUUUGAUCAUAGGGUGCGGCGGGAACUGGAGGCGCUGAGGAAAGUUGAUGGCGCUCGCGCAAGCUUUGCCUCGGAAAUCCGCGUCCCCAAACUGCUUGGAUACGUCAAGCACGCCGAGCUGGGAACUGUUAUCGGACUGUUGCGGGAAUGGAUCCCCUCUGGCUUGGAACCACCGCUUGACCAACUUGACAGUACGGAGAAGAGUCAGACAAUCGAUUGCCUUCAUGAGAUCGGGGUGGUCUGGGGAGAUGGGAAGAUAAACAAUGUUGUCAUCGACAGGGACGAUAAUGCGUGGUUGAUUGAUUUUGGGGGUGGUUGGACCAAAGACUGGGUCGACAGAGAUCUGGCCGGCACGGUAGUGGGGGACAAGCAGGCCAUUCAAAGCAUUGCCAGGUAUCUAAGAGUGGACGGCGAUACUUAG
This is a messenger RNA of Thyridium curvatum, 1014 nucleotides long. RefSeq lists its product as uncharacterized. Lineage: Eukaryota; Fungi; Ascomycota; Sordariomycetes; Thyridiales; Thyridiaceae. The record is from RefSeq and is a predicted model, not a curated record. The coding region runs from base 1 to 1014 and encodes 337 amino acids. The transcript has a single exon.